Molecule: messenger RNA, 837 nt
Organism: Penicilliopsis zonata CBS 506.65
Lineage: Eukaryota; Fungi; Ascomycota; Eurotiomycetes; Eurotiales; Aspergillaceae
Exons: 5
Coding region: 49-837 (262 amino acids)
Biological process (GO): ADP biosynthetic process
Cellular component (GO): mitochondrion; cytoplasm
Molecular function (GO): AMP kinase activity; ATP binding
Source: RefSeq, a predicted model, not a curated record
GUUUUAAAUCUCAGCCUUCUCCUGUGAUUCUCCAUUCUUCUAUACACAAUGGCUCCCAUUACAGACGAUGCCGUUCAUGGCCUGAAGGACAUGAUCGGAAAGCUGGAGGCGCGCAUUGAGGACUUGGAGAGUCGCCUGAGUGGAGCUAGCAGCUCCAAGCCCAAGAGCAUUGCGGAACACAUGCGCAUCAUCCUGAUGGGACCUCCUGGUGCUGGCAAGGGCACUCAGGCCCCUAAGAUCAAGGAGAAGUACUGCGUGUGCCACUUGGCUACCGGAGACAUGCUGCGAUCGCAAGUUGCCAAGAAGACCGAGCUCGGAAAGGAGGCCAAGAAGAUCAUGGACCAGGGCGGUCUGGUCAGUGAUGAGAUUAUGGUGAACAUGAUCAAGAGCGAGCUCGAGAACAAUGUCGAGUGCAAGAACGGGGCCAGUUUCAUCCUCGAUGGUUUCCCCCGUACAGUUGCUCAAGCUGAGCGCCUGGACGACAUGCUUAACGAGCGCAACCAGAAGCUCGGGCAUGCUGUUGAGCUUCAGAUCGAUGAUGCUCUCCUGGUUGCCAGAAUUACUGGCCGUCUGGUCCACCCUGCUUCCGGACGUUCCUACCACAAGAUCUUCAACCCGCCCAAGGAUGACAUGAAGGAUGAUAUCACUGGCGAGCCUUUGAUCCAGCGCUCCGAUGACAAUGCCGAUACCUUGAAGAAGCGUCUCGCAACAUACCACGAUCAGACCUCCCCUGUUGUCGACUAUUACAAGAAGACUGGUAUCUGGAGGGGCAUCGAUGCCAGCCAGGAGCCUGGUCAGGUGUGGAAGAGCCUUCUGGGUGUUUUCCACAAGAACUAA